ACGUUGUUCAUACGUUCAGUGGCUCGGUCGCAGACUCGUACGCUACGCUCUACCGUCAACAUCGUUGUCGUCGUUGUCGUCGUUGUCGUCGUUUUCGUCGUUUUCGUCGUUGUCGUCGUUGUCGUCGUUGUCGUCGUUGUCGUCGUUUUCGUCGUCGUCGUUUUCGUUGUCGUCGUCCAGUGUUUUUUGCCCGUAAAGCGCGUGCGUGCUGAUCCGUUUGUGCGCACACCUGACCGUGUGUUUUACUUUGCGCGCGCGUGCGCGUGUACCGCGUCUUCAUUGCGUUUGUUUGCGCCUCUUUGAGUGGUGUGCGUGUGUGCGCGUGUGCGUGUGUGUGUGUGCGUGCACAACGCUUUGCCGUUUGGUGUCCCGUCGAUUUUCCGCUGUUUAGCAGCGUCCCCUUUCGCCUUCGUCGUCGUCGUCGUCGUCAUCACCGCGCCGCUGUCGUUUUGAAACGUACCACCGUCGUCACCGCGACGGUUACUGUCACGCAGCGAAACACGCCCGCGUGAACGAUAGGGGUUCCCAGGGACCGGACACGCGUCGUCGUCGUCGGCACGCCGUCGUGCGGCUGUGCGCGCGCGAACGCAACCGUGGAAACCGCACGCUCUCGGAGAUGUGACCGUCGGACCCGUGGCACCGCCGCAGACGCCACCCGCAAGCACGCCGUUCAGUUGACGCUAGCCGCCGCCUCCGCAGCCGCCAGCCGCAACAUGGCGUCGUCCAACACGGAUUCGCCUGGUACAAUUUAUAGAUGGAUAGAGAAAAAGCCUUUAACAGAAGCAGUAUCAUGGACAUCAAAAGAAAAAUUUUGGUUAUCUAUAGCUAUGUGUCAUUAUGGGACUCAUGAUUGGAAAUCGGUUGCUCAAGUUCUUAGACAUGUGGGAGAACCUUAUAGACCUCGAGAAUGGUUUACACCAAAAAGCUGUGAACGCCAGUUUAAAAUUCUUGUAUCUAAUCUUAGCAAGGAAGCAAAGUCAUUGCCCUAUUCUGAAAUGGUGCAGUACAUUGCUGAUGGUUUAAAAAGUGAUUACGUACGAGAAAUUAAUAAAUCAAGAGACACAUUAAAAUCAAAGUACUGUAAUUUAUUCAGUAUUUUGAAUCGUGUGAAACAAGGAAAUUUGUCAAGAAAUGAAGUUGUUAGCCUUUAUUCACAAGCAAGAAGAAAUGAAAUUGAGGGUAAACAAUAUAUGGAUCAACUUAUGACUAGGCAAAAUGCUAGUUUAGCUUCUGAAAAUUCAAGUUCUGGGUUAAUAGAAGAGCCAAUUAAAUGGAAUACACCAUCUGCACCAUUAUUAACGAGUCUUCUAAGAUCUCGCAAUACCAUACCAGCUAAUAGAACUGCCACUACUAUUACUUCUUUAUUACAAUCUCCUGGUGGCACAUCAAGGACUAGAUCUGGAAAAUUAUUACCAUUAACUCCUAGCAUUAGAACUACACAAGGUACUCCUACACUUUCUAAACUCCUUGAAGCUCCAGCAAAUCCUUAUAUACCAAGUCCACCGCAAAUAACACAGAAGAAUAAGCUAAGUGAACUUGUAGUAACAGAAAAGCCUCCUGCGAAUACUUCUAGAAAAGAAAACUCGCAGUCACCAUCAUUAAAUAAAGUACGAGUAGAUAAUGUGACAACUCUGGGGUCUUUUAAUCAAAUCAAUAAAUCUGAUUUAUCAGCUUCGAAGAAACAGAUAUCAAAGAGUCCUAUUUUAGCAGUUAAAAAUGGAUCUAAAGCAAAUUUAAAUGUUCAUUUAAUAAGUGACAGCGAAAAUGAAGAAGAUAAAAAUGUCAGUCUCAAAAGUUCAUUUGGAGAUAAGAAGGAUACAAGUUGCAGAGUGGAACCUAGAGCAACAAGAAGUCAAACUAGAGCAGAAGGUGGUUUUAAACAAUUCAAUGAUACUAAACAAUCUGAUGGAAAGAAAGAACGUGAAAGUUUGCGACAACAAAGUGGAGGAUCUCAAAUUAUUGAAACACAUUUACUUGAUGAUGUGGCUGAUAUUGAUCAAAUUGAAGUUGAACCGUUAUCAUCUGUUCAAGAUGAAAUACCAAUUCAAAUUCCCUCUAAAAUGACACGAUCUUCCUUGCAAAAACUUCGUUUAUCGAGUCCAGGAGAUAAUUCAUCAACAAAUAAUAAAGUUAAUAGUAGUAAAGAAAUAAGCAAUAAAAUGUUGGAGGAAAUAUCAGCUAAUUUUGUUUUAAAGCCUACAGAACCUUUAUCUAUAAAAUAUCAAUGCUUGUUAGGCACACCUCAGAACAAUGCCAACAAUUCGGAAUGCCUGAUUCCUGUUGAUAGGAAUGCUGUUAAAGAUGCUAUUUUGUUACGCAAAGAUAGUCAAUCUUUGCAAAAUACAUUGAAUACAUCUGAUGGAAAACAAUUAAAACAAAAAGGUGUAAUUGAACUAAAAGCAGCAAAUAUAAGGUGUGUUGAUAGCAGAAAUGAUUCAAAAUUUUUGUCAUAUAGUAACCAGCCUAUUGUAGUAGUUAACAAAAUCAAGAAACCAUUUAAUAUUAAACUUACUUCAGAGCAGCGAGUGGAGGAUAUUCAAGUCACAAAUGCAGAUGUAAAAAAGCCUACGAAAUUAAAUAAUAGUUCUCAAAAUGUGGUUAAAGUAAUUGACAAUAAUUGUACAGUUACUGCUCCUGCUGCUGCUGCUGCUGCUGCUGCUGCUGCUGCUGCUGCUGAUGAUGAUGAUGAUGAUGUUAUUUGUAUUGAAGAUGAUCUUAACACAAAUGAUGAUAAUAAAACAACAAUGAAAACCAAUAAUGUUGAAUUACAAAACUUAUCAUCAAUAGUUGUUGGUCCUAACAUUUCAACUAAUUCAAGAUCUUCCUUACAUCAGUUAGAUGGGAAAAAAAAUAAAAAUGACAAAACUCCAUGGAACGUGUUUGGUAAACCACAAAAUAUUUUAGAUUCUACAAAAAAACAGUAUCAUCAAGAUAGUGUAUCUAAAGGUAGAAUUAAUAGUAAUGUAAGUGAGACUAACAACCGAUUUAUUAAAGAACUAGAUUUUGAUUUUGAUCAAUCAAUCUCUCAAACAUCCUUGGCUGAAUUAUAUAAUGGUGUCGAAGAAAUUGUUGAAAUGCAUUCUUUUGAUAAUGAAGAAUUGAAUUCUUUAAUUGAAUGUGGUUCAUUAGGUAGUAAUGAAACAGAGGAACGUCGAAAUAUAGUUAGUGUAGACCAAGGUGAUUCUUCUGUGAGUGAAAGUGAUUCAACUAUUGGAGCUUUUGACACCUUUGCUCAGAUCACGAGAGUACGACAAAAGUCAUCGAUUUCUAAAGACAUUAAAUUAAAUACCAGAGAAUUGAAGACUACUAACCAAGGAAUAAAACAUUUAAAAGAAAGUUUUUGUCAGUCUGAUAAAAUAGAAGAUGACCAAAGCUCUGUAGUAUCUGUCACUGGAAUACCUGUUUUACAGGGUAUAAUAUCAGAUGUUAUGAAUCAAAUUGGUUUAGAUAGUGUUGCAUCACUUACAACAUCCAAUUCACAUAUUCCACCUUCUAAUGAUGUUGUUGAGAUAUUAAGCAGUGAUGAUGAAAUGACUAUGAAGAAUUUAAAAGCACGUCCCUUAAAUGUACAAAACAAACCUAUUCGAACCCAGGAUAAAGAAGGAAAUUCCUAUAAAUUUAAGGAAGCUGAGUUGAUAAAAUUACAAGAAGUAGAAUCCAAGAUCAAAGGUAAUAACACUAAUUGUGGAAUCAGUACUAUUAAACCUAUUGAUAUUGAAAUGCCACCAUGUAUUGUUGUUUCAAAUGAAAAAAUAACUGUUAACGAUAGAAUGAAAUUUAACGAAAUAUUAGAAAUUAAAAAAGAAGUGCAUCAGGAUAAUAAUGAAGUGGUGUAUGAUACAAUUCCCGAUGAGAUAAUAGUCUUAAAUGAUGACGAGGACAUGGAACCAAGAGGAAUAGCAGUUAAAAUCGCUAAUGAAAAAUUAUUAAAAGAAACUGAAAGAAUGAAAAAAGAAGCUGAAGAAAGAAAGAAGAAAGAAGAAGAAAGAAAGAGAAAAGAAGACGAAAGAAAGAGAAAAGAAGAUGAAAGAAAAAGAAAAGAAGACGAAAGAUUAAAAAAAGAAGAAGACGAAAGAAAGAAAAAAGAAAAUGAAAUUAGAAUGAAGAGAGAAAACGAAGAAAGGAAAAAAAAAGAAGAGGAAUUAAAGAAAAGAGAAUUUGAAAAUAUGUUACUCAUUGAGAGAAAGAAAAAAGAAGAUGAAGAUAGAAAAAUCAAAGAAGAUGAUGAAAGAAAGAAAAAAGAAGAAUAUGAAAAAAAGAUGAAAGCUUUACAAGCAGCAAUGAAAAAAGAAAAAGAAGAUCAAGAAAUGCUAGACGAAAAAGCAAGACAGAGAAGUAUAACUGAAGAAAAGUUAAAUCAAUUUCAUUUAAGGAUGAAACGUGAUAUGAAUAUUUUAAAUAAUAGAAUGGAAAAGAGAGUUGUAGUUAAAGAAGAAAUCAUUGACGAAUGUGUUGAUAAUAUUUUGGAAGAAAAUAUAAUAGAUGAAGAUAUUUUGGAAGAUGAUUUGUGUAUAAACGAUGAAUAUUUAGAUGAUAUUGUGGGAAGAGUAAAUUUGUCAAACGUUAAUAAUAAAACAAGAGGUAUGAAAAAUAUUUUAAAGCGUACAGAAUUGGCUCAAUUGAGGGAUUAUGAAUCACAAUUGAAAGAAGAAUCCCUUAAAAGUCGAAUUAAAGUAAAAGAAAAUAAUCAAGUUCAAGACUUGUUGAAUAAAAAAGAAAAAAUUAAAUUAUUAGAAAGAGAUGUUCCAGUACAGAAAACACCAACUAUGAUUAACAAGUUAGACUUACAAACCAAAGAAGCUGAUCUACAAAAAAAUAUGGAGGUUGAGAGACAAAAAGCUUAUGAAAUUAUAUCUAGAGAAGCCAAGGAAGCUGAAAUGAAAAGAGUAAAAGCAGCUGAAUUUGAAAGAAUUAAAAACGAAAAGAUAAAAAGAGCCGAAGAAGUUGAAACAAAAAAGUCUAAAGAAGCCGAGUUAAGAAAAAAUAUAAUUGUUAAAGAAACUGAAAUAAAGGGAUUGGAAAAGAGAAAUAUUUUGAAGAAAAUGAAUGAACCAGAGAAUAAUCGAUCUGUUGCACGUUUAGAGGUCAAUUUGGUUAGGAAUUUUGGAAUUGUUCCUACUGUAAAUAUUAAGAAAAAGAAUGAACUUGUACAGAAUGAUACAAAUAUAGAACAAACAUUAAUUGAAACUAGAAAAGCAACAGCAAAGGAAGAUUUUGAAUCAUUUAAUCUUAGAGAACGAGGAAUAAGGAAGUCUAUGGGAUCUGAAGGAAAAAAAGUCAUAGAAUCUAAGUUACCUGAAAUUAAAAUGGUUACUAGAACAAGGGGGCUAAAGGCGGAAGAAAAGCUUAAAGAAACAAAUGUUUCUAAAAAUAUGUCCACUAAACUACGACCACAAGUAAAAUCUUCUGGAUCCACAUCUUCUAUUCCAAGUUCAACUAUUGAUGAAAAUCUAUCAAUUUCUAGUUAUGAGUAUAAAAAACAAACAAAGAAUGCUGAUGAUGGAAAUAAACGGAAUAGCACUUCAAACUUACCAUAUGAUAAUAAGCACUUUAAAGAUUUGAAUGUUAAUUCUAGUGCCAUUGUUAGAAAAGAAAAUUUGAAUCAUGAAGCUAUUGGUACACCAAGAACUCGUACCCGUUCUUCAUCAUUUAAACAAAGAACAAUUUCAGAAACUAAGUCUUCUAAGCAAAGCCAAGAUAAUGGUGCAGCUAUCAUUCCAAAAGAAACUAUUGGAACAAAGACUAUGUUGACUUCUACAAUCCCUGAAAAUCAGACAAAAAAACAUAUUUUAAAUAAACAUUCAUUUAAUGAUAAUAAUGGUGGCAAAACAUUGAUUGUCCCUGUAGUAAUGUUAAGUACAAGUGAUAUUCCAGCCAGCAUAUCUCAACGAUCAGUUAUGAACUUUCUCAAACAACGACAAAAUACUUCAACACAUAAUCAAGUACAAAAACCAAUUGAAAAUAUUAAACAAUUAGAAAAACCACCUCCUAAGAAACGAGGUCGUAAACCUCGAAUUGAUGUACAAAAUGAAAAACUUCAAGAGUCUGUUAGAAAUAAUAAACUAACGCCUCAAAAUUGCCGAAUAACAAGAACAUCAAUCAAAGAGGUAGAACCCCUAGCUAAAAGAACCAGAAGAAGUCUUGGGCUACUUAAUAUUAAAAAUGAAUCUGCGAACAAGAAAUCUGUUCAGCCACGUAAAUUUAAAAAGGAACUUGUGGACAAGUCUAUUGAAAAUAUUAAAACAAACAAGAAAGUUUUGAAGUUUGUUUUUGACAACUUAUGUGAAAGAAGCAAAUAUAUUUCAAGUCUCGACAAGGCAACUAAGAAUUUACCUAAAAAAUGUUUAGACAUUGUAAAAUUUCCAAUUGAAUUACAAGAAAUUAAAAGAAAGAUAACUGCAGGAAAAAUAACAAGUAUUGCUGAACUUCAAUCUAAUCUUUUAAUCUUGUCAUAUAAUGCUCUAAUGACUAACAGAUCUGACAGUAGAGUUUUCAGUGAUGCUUCCAAUUUUCAAUCUGAACUUGAAGAAUAUUUCCGGUUACUUAAAAAUACAUUUAAUGAUCAAAAUGUUAGGAAGUGUCAAGGUGAAGAUGACUCAUUUUACAUGUACAAUAAUUGUUUUAACAAAAGAAGAUAUUCUGGUUCAAACUACGAUUCCAAUAAUGCGCUUAUAACGGUUAACAAAAAAACAAUUGCUAAUAUAUAUAAACAUAUAGAUAAUUCUAGUGAUGAGUCAAGUGGUUCUGAAUCUGAUAGUUAUAUGCCACCUAAAAAGAAAAGAAAAAAAAAUGUUUCUGAUUCUUCCAGUUCAGAAAGUGACUGAAUCCUGUAUUGUUUAAGAUAACUUAAAUAAUUAAUCAUACAUACCUUUAUAUAUAUUUAUGUAAAUAUAUAUAUAUAUUUAUAUAUAUGUAUAUAUAUUCUAUUAAUAACUUUAAUUCAUAUUCAUUAUUUUAGUUAAGAAUAAUUAUUUUUAGAGCCAUUUUUUUUAAUAAAUUAUAUAGCAUUUAAUUUUAUUUUUAUUUGCUCAAGUCUAAAUUAUUUUGCACGCAAACCUACAAUUUAAUCUUUUUAUUUCAGAUAUAUUAAACUCAUGGCAUUUUUUACCGUAAUAUCUUGAUAUAACUCUCUGUGUUAUUGUACAUUUUAUGAUUUUAAAAUAAGGAACAAUAGUAAACUGUUUUACUUAAUGC
This is a messenger RNA of Rhopalosiphum maidis (corn leaf aphid), 7194 nucleotides long. RefSeq names its product reticulocyte-binding protein 2 homolog a-like. The coding region runs from base 714 to 6824 and encodes 2036 amino acids. Gene Ontology annotation, molecular function: protein binding. The record is from RefSeq and is a predicted model, not a curated record. The transcript is spliced from 16 exons. NCBI's taxonomy places the organism in Eukaryota, Metazoa, Arthropoda, Insecta, Hemiptera, Aphididae.